GCCGUUGUCGGCCUCCUCGUCUUCGGCGGUACCGGCCUCAAGCAUUACUUGGUGCUUCAGCAGGAACAGAGCCUCAUCAAGAGGCAGAGUGGUCUCCUGAGUGCGAGUCUCUUUGCAACUCAGCUGGUGGUGUGCUUGCAGCUCGUGAUCGUCAUACAGAAGAUCGACAUCACCUGGGAUGAGCCCUUUCUGAUGCUUAUGAAGAUGCUCAGCUUCCUCUCCGCCGAGGUGAUCUUCGAAUCCCUGAGUGCCAUCUCCUGCGUCACGCGCCUGACCUCGACCUUGCAGUUCUUGAUGCAAACCCUGGUCGUCCCUGCAUCUUUCAUGGCAGCGCCGAUGGUACUUCAUCUGGUUGUCGUUCUGAUCUGGAGACGCACAAGCUGGGAGCUGCAUCUGUUGGUUGAAACACUGGGCUCCCUCUUCGUGCUCUUCUUCAUCGCCCUUUGCACCGCCGUAGUUGAGCCAUUUCAGUGCCAAAUUCACCCGAACGGCUUGUCGACGAUGCAUUCUAGUAGAGGUACUCUUUGCAACUUCGAAGGGAAUCAUUUUGAAAUGUGCCUCCUCGGUGGGAUUCUUGGCUGUCUGCCCAUCAGCUCCCUGGCCUUCUGUUCAUGGGUCGUCUUGCUGGAGUUUCCGAAGCGGCUACGCAAGGCGGAUGUGAAGUUCAUCCGUGCUUGUUCUUUUCUGGUCCUACGUUUCCGACCUGGCUGUGAAGGAUUCUCCAUCUUCUUCUUGCUGCGCAAUGCACUGUUUGCCCUGGCCCCGAUUCUGCCAGCUGCCAACGGAAGCAUGCUAACAAUUCAAUGUCUGCUGUGCCUGAGCCUGAUACUCUCCGCAUAUUUCAAGCCAUGGCGCUCAAUUCCGGCAUCGUGCACGGACAUUUGCGUCAACGCCGUAUUCCUGAUCAUCGUUUUCCAAGGAAGUUUCUUCGUGACCGGCGCGGACCAGUACUAUUCCAUGAUAAUCUGCGCACUAUGUCUCGCCGCUAUGCUCGUCGCCCUUGCGAGCUUGUCCAUCUUCGCCAUAGGCAGACAUCUCUUGAUGAUGCGCGGCAAGAAGUUCCAUUUCUUCCUAUCGCAUCACAAGCAGGCGGCUGGCAACCUCGCGAGAUUGCUGAAACUGGAGCUUCAGCAGCGUGGCUUCGCCGUCUUCCUCGACACGGACGACCUCACCGACUUGACACAGCUCUUCGUCACCUUGAACCGCAAUGUGGAAGCGCUUCUGGUCCUCGCGACUACGCAGGUGCUGACUCGAAAAUGGUGUGUCGCGGAGAUUGUGACCGCGAGGCUUGGUGGCUUAGACACCACCUUGGUGAUGCUGCCGCAGUUUUACCUGCCAUCCAUGGAUUUCAUCGAUGCUUACGAGGGAACAGUGCCUGAUAUUGCUGAGCUCGCAACCUACGGCUUUGGCAUUGCGGACAUCACCGAUACCCUGAGAUGGUUGAGGACGGUGAAGAGCGUGAGUUUGAGCUCCAAGCUUCCGGAAAAGGAGCUCUUGGAAGUUCUGGGCCAGUUAACCGCAGGUAAGCAAGGAAGACGGCUUUCCCAGCGUGCCUCUCGCGACUUCGACUCCGACUGUGUGAUCCUUGCAAACCUCGAGGAUACGGAGGCCAUUGCAUCAGCACACGUCUUGCGCCACUUGAUCUCGCAGCAUGUCUUCGCCACCACCAACAUGUUUCCAAAGGUGCUGUGCUCCGCUGAUAGAAUCAAUAGUCGACGAGAGCUUGGCUCAGCAAAGCCGUUGUUCCUGAUCUUGGUCUGCACGACCGAUUGCCUGAGCACCUCUUGCGUGGCCGAGUGGUUGCUGCAAGCCUAUCGGGCAUCGUCGUCGUGUCAUGUACUUCCUGUCAUUGCGACCGAAGGCUUCAUAGUACCGCAGUCCUCAGAUGCCUUUGACGAGAUUGCCCAAGAUCCAUCUCUGCAGAAGUUGCCGGGCAUCGAGAUGUACAACAGCACCCUCAAGGCGGUCUUCAUGCAGAUUGCCAUGCAUUUUUUGCCCCAGUCCACCUCGGAGUCGGCGCUGGAGAUCCGCGCGCGGCAGAUUGCGAGCCGCAUUAACCAGGAUGGCACAGCCAGCUUGAGUUCCUUGCUGGACUUGUCAUGGUUCCCAUCGCUACAUCUUGGUAACUUCGGUUCGGACAACGGACACUGGAGCCUCCCCAGCACGCAGGCGCGGGUUUAG
Molecule: messenger RNA, 2181 nt
Organism: Symbiodinium sp. CCMP2456
Lineage: Eukaryota; Dinophyceae; Suessiales; Symbiodiniaceae
Source: the annotation of a GenBank genome assembly